Molecule: messenger RNA, 654 nt
Organism: Gastrolobium bilobum
Lineage: Eukaryota; Viridiplantae; Streptophyta; Magnoliopsida; Fabales; Fabaceae
Exons: 2
Coding region: 132-503 (123 amino acids)
Source: RefSeq, a predicted model, not a curated record
GUGUGAUUGCUUGUGGUGGAAUUUUGCGCGAUUCAAAUUACAGUUGGAAAGACUUGUGGUUGGCUAUAAAUUAUAUAAAGGACAUAGGAAACGGAGUCUCAAAGCCAAUAGACGUUCAGAAUUUGGUAGAUAUGGGAUGCUUUUGCUUUCGAGGUAGAAAGAAGAGAGAUGAAAAGAAUUACAAGAAGAGUGAAGGAUUUCAAGGUACAAAUAAAAGUGGUCAGGUUCAACAACGUCAUGCCUCUAAAGCAAGCACAAGUAGAGUCAGAGGUGGUGACAGUGCCAAAGACGGUGGAAUGGUUAUUAUGAUGGGUGCUUCUGCCGCAGCAAUCACCGCAGAUGGAAGGGGCGGUGGUGGACACCAUAACGGACAUGGAAGCGGGGGAGGAUGUGGUGGUGUUGGGACGACAGGUGGCGGUGGAUGCGGUGGCGGUGGUUGCGGCGGUGGCGGAGGCGGCGGUUGCGGUGGUGGCGGAGGCGGCGGUUGCGGAGGCGGCAGCUGAGAUUUGUUUGCCACAUAUACAUACGGAGAUUAAGGCCAAUUAUAAUGUCCUUGAUUUUUACAUUGAACAUAUCUUCAGGAGUGUUUGACUGUUUUUUAUCUUAGAUGUUUUAAUUAAAAGUUGUAAAAAUAUUUUUUUUUUUUUUUUUUUU